Siniperca chuatsi (mandarin fish) is the source of this 4484-nucleotide messenger RNA. RefSeq names its product FERM domain containing 8 (gene frmd8). The coding region runs from base 417 to 1832 and encodes 471 amino acids. The transcript has 11 exons. Gene Ontology annotation, cellular component: cytoskeleton; plasma membrane. Gene Ontology annotation, biological process: negative regulation of canonical Wnt signaling pathway. Lineage: Eukaryota; Metazoa; Chordata; Actinopteri; Centrarchiformes; Sinipercidae. The record is from RefSeq and is a predicted model, not a curated record.
AUCAGACCUUUUUGAACCUGUCCCGUGUAAAACCGUUCAAAAUGUAUCGAGCCUGUCAGUCAAUGUUCUUUCACGUGAUCUGCCGACCACUUUGGAAUAUUUGCUCUUAGCUGUUUUAAUGGCCCCUUCACGCACGAAAACCUCAUGUAAAGUGGUGUUUCAAAUCUUCCAGAGUGACUGUCACACCCAGUAAAGAGUGGUUCAGAAUAAGCGAAUCAUUCACCAAUCACACACUUUAACUGUUGCAGCUGCCCGGAAAGCUAGUUUCAGACAACUGGCUAGCCGUAGCCAGGGGAAUAUCAGGGAAUAGUUGACUAGCUAAUGUAUUUAGCUACAGUAUUUACAAAAUUAGCAGGAUCCCAUUCAGAGCAUAAGCAGCAAGUGGAGGAACAUUUACCAGAAGUGGCAGAUUAGAAAUGGAAGGAGAUGACUGCAGUUUUCUUCCAGAUUCAUCGGAUGAUCACUCGCAAAGAGGAAGUGUUGCUUCUUCUGCAACACUUUCCCGUGCUCAAGAUGUGCUUAUAUACAUGUUUGGUGACAGUGCAGUGCACUUAUCAGUAGAAGGGCUUGGCAGUAUCACUGUGCAGGAGUUGGGCCGCAGUGUUCGUGAGGCUCUCCAUAUUCCUGAGUCUUCACAGGAGGCUUUUGCCUUCUGGCUUUGUUCUCCACUGCUCGAUUUGCAGUUAAAAGCAAGGCAUCAACCAUACAAACUGUGCCGGCAGUGGCAGGACUUGCUGUAUCGCUUCACUGAGGCUUCAGAGGAAGACAUUUCACAAGAUGAACCAUAUCUCCAGUUCCGUCGGAACGUGUUUUAUCCUAAAUCUAAAGAGCUGCAGAUAGAUGACGAGGGAGUGUUGAGGCUUCUGUAUGAGGAGGCCAGGAACAACAUUCUCACGGGUCGAUACCCCUGCGAUCCCGAGCACUGGACGGGUCUUGGAGCCUUGUCUCUUGCUCUUGAUGAGGGAACUGGUCUUGACGACCAAAAAUGUACUACUACUAUCAGAGAGAAGAAGCUGUCUUCGUUUCUGCCUGCACAUGUUGCCAUGGGGAGUGGAGGUUUGCUCUCCACUCUGAGAGGGAAGUCGAGCCGUCAGACAGGACUGGAACAGAACCUCUUGGAGGCGUACAGAAAGAUCAGCGCAUCUGCUGGAAACUCUCCUGAGCCCACACAGCUCCUACACCAGUACCUCAACACAUGUCACACUCUGCCUUAUUAUGGGUGCGCUUUUUUCCUUGGAGAGAUUGACAAACCAGCGCAAGGGCUUCUCCAAAGGGGAAAACGCAAAGCUGUCAACGUUGGGAUCUGCCUGGAGGGAGUUUAUGUGAUGGAUGUCAAAGAGAAGCACGUGCUGCUUGGUCUGCGUUUCAGUGAGCUCUCCUGGGACCACAGCUACCCUGAGGAGGAGGGGGACUCACACAUUCUGUGGCUGGAGUUUGAUGGAGAGGAAGACGGCACUCCUGUCAACAAGUUGCUAAAGAUCUACUCAAAACAAGCAGAGCUAAUGAGCGGCUUCAUUGAGUUCUGUGUGGAGCUGAAGUCUGCGUCUGAGGGAGGAGCUGGAGCUGACAUGGACGGGGAGGUGAGUCUGUCUCAGCCUGCUGGGCAAGAUGGCAGCAACAAGAACGGACGCGGAGGGCGGCGCGGGAUGCUGCAGAGGCAAAGCAGUGUUGUGUGCAACCGGGUCCAUUCACUUAACACUAUCAGCUAUGUGGACAAUGGAAAAGAAAUCAAACGCUUGAAGCCGAAAAGAGCUGCAUCCUUUUUCACCCGACAGGUGUCUGCACCCACAUACUCUGCUGUGCAAGUGACCGAGAGUCUGGAGCAGGGUUAAACUCCGUGAUGAGCUCUGCCCCAAUGCCUCUCAAAGACCAAACCUGAACAUUUAUCACUGAGAUUAAAAGAAAAGACAUUUAACUGAUAAUAUAUGAACAUGCAAAGGACCAAGCGAGGGAUCUAAGUGAGUGACAAUAUUUAUCUUUUGAAGUUGUGUACAUUAAGAGAGUACAGUAAUGUGAAAAACUAAAUGAUCUAUUAACAGCAAUGCUUUCAAGGUUCAACUGAAGUGGCUAUACAUUAGAUGGCCGUACAUAAAGAAAGUAGUUCUUCUCUGAGCACCAUAUAAUGGACCUGUCUGAGUCUGAGACAAGCCUUAGAGAAAUCCUCAAACAGUGACUCCAAUCGAUGACUGUAUGAUAUCUCGUGACCUUUUUGACCUUUCUGCAGCGCUCAGGAGCUGUGUUUACUGCAAUUGUUAAAAAAUGUUAAACCUCAUUAGAGUAUAACCACUGCAUUACCUCUUUUUACUUUAACCCUUAUUGCAUCGUAAUAUAUCCCGAUAUAACAUUUUCUAACUCCUCCUCAAAACUGAAAGAGUUAUCGCAAACUCUUUACAGUCAGCAUGACAAACAUUUCAGGGGACGAUCUAAGGGCGUGUUGCCACUAUUCUGCUUUUUCAAACUGCCAGUGCCUUGUUCUCAUGAAAGGGUGAAGACACUGUAGAAACAUUUAGUGGUUACUGAUCAUAAAGAGUCCGUAUGGGAGCACAUUUUCUGUGUUGUGGAAGUUUCUUGUAAGUACAUGUUUUCAAGAGUUUGACAUGAUUAAUAUUUGCUGAUAUUUGCAGCUGUUUUUUGUGGAUAGAGAGCGCAGUUGGCAUAUCCCACUUUUUUAUUUGUAAAAUAAAAUGUGAAUGUAGUCUAAACAUGAAAAAUAACAGGAUAAAAUGUUUUACAGCAUCCAGUUGUAGAAGCUAAAAUUACACACAGUAUCAAGUCCUCGUUGGGGAGCCUGAAUUGGUUUGCACCAAUAAAAGAAUCAAAUUUGAGUCAAAAGAAUACAGUAAGUUAGUAAAAAGAAGUCAAAAUGUAUCUAAUAAAAGCAUCCUAGGCAAUGAAUGCACCACACCGCGCUGUUAUUCCUGAAUGGUCUCCAUUUAUUGAUGAGUUAGCAUGUUGUAUUCGUUGUUUAACUUCCAAAUCGACACCAUCGGUACAAAUGACAUCCAUGCAAAGGUCUUGACUUGACUAUUACUUGCUUUGUCAGACCUGAUUAGCAAAGUAAAACUGAUGCAAUACCACGAGAGAGACUAAAAUAAAGAAAACUUCCUGUUUAGCCGUUAUCAGCACUAAUUUAACCUACUCUCAUAAACAACUCUGACAAAUUCAAACUGCUACCUGCUGCCUAACUUCUGUUAGCCAUAUGAAAGGAUUGUUUUUGCAAACAAAGUCAUGGUUGACAUUAUUUGAAAGAAGAAGGAGAAUACUAUCUUUGUAUAAAAGUGUCGUCGAAGCCGGUUUUCAGCCUUGUGACAAUGCAUUUUUGAAUACUCUGUUUAAUGAGUUUAUUAAUGGGUUAUUUAGUUUAAAAAUAAGAAUUCUCAACCCAUAAAGGAACACUAAAUGCUUCAGUGUAUCUGAAAACCAAGAAAUUCUGAGAAACAUGGUUUUCACUGGACAGCGACUAUAUGCUCUGUGCAUAUGGCGCAGACCAACUGACCAAGACCUUUUGACUAUGCUGUUGAAGUCUCAGUCUGUACACCAAAGCAAGCCUAUCUAACAUGCUGCAACACAGUAUGCUACCUUAACGCUCCAGAGUCAGACUCCAGUCUCCACCACGUGGCAGAGUCCUCCAGGUGUCUCUCUGAACUUCACCCUAAUGCUGACACAGGCACUUCCUGUCUUUGCUGUACAUUUGACAAACAAGCUCACCUCACUAAUGGCCAUGAGAGAAGGUAUACAUCUUUAUGAUACUGCCUUCCACUUGAACGUAUGUCCUGAUUUGAGAUGUGUCGGCAUCUUGUAUUCUUCCUGAUUCUCCUGAGCAUGCAAACUGCAGAAUGUUUUUACUUUUCUAUGCGUUGACUUAUUAUAUGUCAGCUGCUGUCUGUAACCUAACUGCAGAAGUCCAAUAUAUUGUUGCUAACUUACACUAUGCAUGUCACAUUGUAGAAUAGGCAUUCCGACAGACUACACAUCAUGUGAUACUGCACUAUUAAUACUAAUACACUGUUUAUAAAUCUUUUACAUCCGCAGAUGUUUUUGUAUUGUUUGUUAGCUUUCAUGAGAGAAUAUUUUUACUUUCAUUUUCAUAUACUUGUCAGUGUUGUACACAAGAAUGAAAUGAAGAAAUAGGUCAUUUUAAGCAUUAUCUUCUCAAACAAUCACUUUGCAGAAGCAUUAAGUGCCUUUUUGUUUGUGUGAGUUGACAUCUGAAUGACUGUUGUGGUGCUUGGAAACCAGGAAUGGACAUUUUUUGUUAUUGCUAUAGUUUAGAAAUUGAAUUGUGUUUUGUAAUAUAUUUCCCCACAUUUUUGACUAGACAAUGCAUUUCUCCUUUCCUAGCUGAUGUGAGUAUAUUGAUAUACUGGAUAACUACACUGGCCUGCUGUUGAACAGUGUGUUGUGGUUCCUCUCAGUGGGGUGGUCUGUUCUGCCUUCAUUACAAUACGUCUGAUAUGCUUUUUUAAUAAACACAUGCAAAGUGG